UUGCAACCACACAUUGAAAUCUAGUCAUUACCAUCACAUGUGCGAGCAAAAAGAUGUUUUUUGUACUUAUCCUAAUCAAUUUAGGAGCUUUUGUGCACCCUGAACACAAGCCUAUAUGAACGCCUCAUGAUCUUCUAUUGUCCACAGAGAUUCAUCUAAGUUCUCUUAUAAAAUAUAGAGCCGGUAUCAGGUUCAUAGCUGAAAAAUCUCUGCUGUCAUACUGUCGGUACUUUCUAAAGCAUUCAGCCCUUCAAAUUCUCUUCAAGAUGUCAAUGAAGCAAUCUGGAUUGUUGAGUACUGCCUUAAAUGUGAAAGUAAUAGGCUCUGGGAACAGAGUUAUAGUGCUUUCACAUGGUUUUGGAGGAGACCAAUCUGUUUGGCAGAGUAUUUUGCCCUACUUGGCAUCUAAUUUUAAGGUUGUAUUGUUUGACAUGGUAUUCUCUGGGAGUGUCAAUCCCAAUCAUUUUGAUUUUGAUAGAUAUACAUCACUUUCUUCUUAUGCAACUGAUCUUCUCACCAUUCUUGAGGAGCUUGAAGUUGAGAAAUGUUUUUAUGUUGGCCACUCGGUUUCUGGCAUGGUGGGCUGUAUUGCCUCCAUUCAAAGGCCCCAACUGUUUGAAAGACUAAUCCUAUUAUGUGCUUCUCCAAGGUAUUUGAAUGAUGAAUCCUACCAAGGAGGAUUCGAUCGUGAGGAUGUUGAUAGACUUUACAUUGCUAUAGAAUCUGAUUUUGCAACUUGGGUUUCAGGGUUUGCUCCUUUGGUAGUCGGUGCAGAUGAGCCCUCAGUGGUUAAGGAAUUCACCAGAACCAUGAUGAGUAUGAAACCUGAAAUUGCUCUUGCAAUUGCCAAAACCAUCUUUGAGAGUGAUGUAAGAAACAUUUUGAGUGAUGUGAAAACCCCGUGUAGCAUCAUCCAGACUACAAAGGACAUAGCUGUUCCACUGAGUGUCCCAUACUAUAUGCAGUGCAAUCUGGCGGGGGGAAACAAUACAGUGAAUAUUCUUGACACAAAUGGUCACUUACCACAGUUGACCUCUCCUGCUUUGCUUUUGCAGGCCUUCAAAAAUAUCCUUGGAAGCUGGGAUGACUCCAGUUUUGGAGACUCUCAAGUGCUCCUGGAACCCACAUCUGUAAGGAUAUGAUCUUUUAUUUUUUUAUAUUAGUACUUUCUACUGAAGUAGGUAGUUGUUAGAUCUAGUAGCCAAAUAUGGAUUUGGAAUACAUGGGAGUAUUGAUCAAUAUAUUAUAGUGUGAACAUAAUAGAUUAUCAGCAUCUUAUGUGGAAUGCUGAGCUCUAAAUAUUGUAUGAAUUGAUGGGUUGCUUGUAUUUGCGUUUUAUAAAAAAUUGAUCAAGAUAAAUAUAAGCAGAGAAUAUAUUACACAAA
Molecule: messenger RNA, 1385 nt
Organism: Cryptomeria japonica (Japanese cedar)
Lineage: Eukaryota; Viridiplantae; Streptophyta; Pinopsida; Cupressales; Cupressaceae
Product: strigolactone esterase D14
Exons: 2
Coding region: 267-1142 (291 amino acids)
Source: RefSeq, a predicted model, not a curated record